GAGGCGGAGCGAGGAGCGGUGACAGUGGCCCGCGGCCGCAUCCGCCUCUCAUCCGCGGGCCCCGGCACCGGCAGCACCUCCGGCACCUCCAGCAGCACCAGACCUGCAUCAGAAUUCCUGAAGGCCAUCAUGCUUUCCAAGCUGACCCGCUGCCAGCACCUCGCUGUUCUCUGCCGAGGUCUUCAUUCCUCACUGAGCUCUGCUACCUCAGUUGCUCCCAAAAAAACCAUUCAGAGGCCUCUCUCCUCAGAUUUAAUCUUUGAACGUGAGGCCAAAUAUGGUGCUCACAACUAUCACCCACUGCCUGUUGCUCUGGAAAGAGGAAAAGGUGUUUACGUGUGGGAUGUUGAAGGUAGGAAGUAUUUUGACUUUCUGAGUGCUUACAGUGCAGUCAACCAAGGCCACUGUCACCCAAAGAUUGUGGAUGCUCUGAAAUCCCAGUCUGAAAAACUGACCCUGACAUCCAGAGCAUUCUACAACGACGUCCUUGGGGAAUAUGAGGAGCUGGUCACCAAAAUGUUCAAUUACAACAAAGUUCUUCCAAUGAACACAGGAGUGGAAGCUGGAGAAACUGCCUGCAAACUGGCUCGGAAAUGGGCCUACACUGUGAAAGGAAUUCCAAAAUACAAAGCUAAAAUCAUUUUUGCAGCUGGCAACUUCUGGGGCAGGACAAUGUCUGCCAUCUCCAGUUCUACUGACCCAUCCAGCUAUGAUGGCUUUGGGCCCUUCAUGCCGGGAUUUGAACUGAUCCCAUACAAUGAUCUACCAGCUCUUGAGCGGGCCCUUCAAGACCCCAACGUGGCAGCUUUCAUGGUGGAGCCAAUUCAAGGGGAAGCAGGUGUGAUUGUUCCUGACAAAGGCUAUCUCACAGGAGUGAGGGACCUCUGCACAAAGCACAAUGUUCUGUUUAUUGCUGAUGAAAUACAGACUGGUUUAGCCAGAACAGGGAAAAUGCUGGCUGUUGACCAUGAAAAUGUGAGACCUGAUAUAAUUCUUCUUGGAAAGGCCCUUUCUGGUGGCUUAUACCCUGUCUCAGCAGUGCUGUGUGAUGAUGAAGUUAUGCUGACCAUUAAACCUGGUGAACACGGAUCCACGUAUGGAGGAAAUCCAUUAGCUUGCCGUGUGGCAAUGGCAGCACUGGAGGUAAUUGAAGAAGAAAAUCUGGCAAAAAAUGCAGAAAUAAUGGGCAAUCUGCUAAGAAGUGAGCUCAUGAAGACUCCAUCUAAUAUUGUGACUGCUGUAAGAGGAAAAGGGCUCUUGAAUGCAAUCGUAAUUCGGGAAACCAAAGACUACGAUGCCUGGAAGGUGUGUCUGCGGCUCCGCGACAACGGGCUCCUGGCCAAGCCCACGCACGGCGACAUCAUCCGCCUGGCCCCGCCCCUCGUCAUCAAGGAGGAUGAGAUCAGAGAGUCCAUCGAAAUCAUCCACAAGACCAUCCUGUCCUUCUGAAAACAUGGCUCUUACAGCCUGGCUGCUGACUGGUCCAACGGAGUGUGUUCAAAUGUGCGUGAUGAAGGCCUGCUCUUGAAGCAAGCAUCUCUCAUUCCUUUUAUCUAAGAGGACUUGACUAUUAAAACAUAGCUGUAUCUUUAAAUUAUAAUAGCUCUGUAGAAAAUACAGAAUGAUUUUAAAGACUUUCCAGUCUUUAAAUACUUGGAAAUAAAGUUCUGUACAUACUGAAUAACUAAGUUGG
Messenger RNA from Camarhynchus parvulus, 1693 nucleotides. It is a transcript of the gene OAT, whose product is annotated as ornithine aminotransferase. NCBI's taxonomy places the organism in Eukaryota, Metazoa, Chordata, Aves, Passeriformes, Thraupidae. The coding region runs from base 130 to 1449 and encodes 439 amino acids. The transcript is spliced from 10 exons. Gene Ontology annotation, molecular function: L-ornithine transaminase activity; identical protein binding; pyridoxal phosphate binding. The record is from RefSeq and is a predicted model, not a curated record. Gene Ontology annotation, cellular component: cytoplasm.